Molecule: messenger RNA, 3752 nt
Organism: Monopterus albus (swamp eel)
Lineage: Eukaryota; Metazoa; Chordata; Actinopteri; Synbranchiformes; Synbranchidae
Gene: wdr59
Product: WD repeat domain 59
Biological process (GO): positive regulation of TORC1 signaling; cellular response to amino acid starvation
Cellular component (GO): Seh1-associated complex; vacuolar membrane
Molecular function (GO): signaling adaptor activity; protein binding
Source: RefSeq, a predicted model, not a curated record
ACAGGCUGUGACGCAGCGUCAGGGCUCUUCAGGGUCACGUGACGCUUUGUUGACGUUAGAGCACGGGGGAAAAUGGCGGCUCGCUGGAGCAGUGAGAAUGUCGUGGUAGAGUUUCGAGACGCUCAGGCCACCGCCAUGUCAGUGGACUGCCUGGGCUCCCACGCCGUGCUUUCUGGGCGGCGGUUCCUGUACUUGGUGAACCUGGAGGCUCCAUCUGAACCUCCUCGUAAAAUUGGCCGACAGAGUAAGUGGGACGUGGGGACGGUUCAGUGGAAUCCGCACAAAUCGGAGUCGCACGUCUUCGCUGCCUCGAGUAACCAGCGUGUGGACCUGUACUCGUGGAGGGACGGCUGUGGAGAGGUGCACACCUCCCUGCAGGGACACACCCGGGUCAUCAGUGAUCUGGACUGGUCUUGGUUUGAGCCGGAGUCCCUGGUCACCAGCUCAGUGGACACCUACAUCUACAUCUGGGACACCAGAGACACCCGGAAACCCGUGGUGGCCCUGUCUGCUGUCGCUGGAGCGUCUCAGGUGAAGUGGAACAGGAAGAAUCAGUAUCUGCUCGCAUCCAGCCACGACGGAGACGUUCGGAUCUGGGAUAAAAGAAAACCAAACACGGCAGUGGAGUACGUGGCUGCUCACCUGUCGAAGAUCCAUGGCCUCGACUGGCAUCCUGACAACGAGUUCAUCCUCGCCACUUCAAGCCAGGACAACUCAGUGAGGUUUUGGGAUUACCGACAGCCCAGGAAGUACCUGAACAUCCUGUCCUGUCAGGUGCCGGUGUGGAAGGCCAGGUACACGCCGUUCUCCAACGGUCUGGUCACAGUGAUGGUUCCUCAGCUGAGGAGAGAGAACAGUCUGUUACUGUGGAGCACACUCGACCUCAACAGUCCCGUCCACGCCUUUGUCGGACACGAUGACGUGGUGCUUGAGUUUCAGUGGAGGCCGCAGAAAGAAGGCUCUAAGGAUUACCAGCUGGUCACGUGGUCCAGAGAUCAGACUCUGAGGAUAUGGAGGGUGGAUCCUCAGCUGCAGAAGCUGUGUGUCAGUGAUGUGGCGGAGGAGCUGAUGGAGGGGAUGUCUCUGACAGUGGAGGCGGAGAAGUCUUUGUCUUCCCAGGUGCCUGAGAGUCAGCAUGGUGUCGGCCCCACCGCCAAAAACCUGCAGGACCAGGACUCGUCUCUGGGCUCUGGUGCUCGGCAGGACUCUGCGGUGGGGUCAGGUCUCCCUCAGACUCUGCAGCAGGAGUUCUCUCUGGUCAACCUGCAGAUCAGGAAUGUCAACGUGGAGAUGGACGCCGUGAACCGCAGCUGUGUGGUGUCUGCCCACUUUGGCAGCCGCCAGGUUCACCUGGUGGUCAAAUUUCCUGCCCAUUACCCCAACAACGCCGCCCCCACCUUCCAGUUUGUUUCCCCGACCACCAUCCCCUCCGCCAUGAAGACCAAGAUACAGAAGAUCCUGACUGACACGUCUCUUCAGAAGGUGAAGAGGAACCAGAACUGUCUGGAGCCGUGUGUCCGACAACUGGUGUCCUGCCUAGAGUCGGAUAUGACCCAGGAGGACGGUCCGGCCUCAGGACCCUUCGUCCUGUCUAACCCCGUCACUCCGGCCCUGCAGGCCUUCCCUCGAGGAACCAACACAUACGGCUCCUAUCAGGAUGCCAACAUCCCGUUCCCUCGGACCUCAGGUGCUCGUUUCUGUGGCACCGGCUGCCUUGUCUACUUCACCCGACCAAUCACCAUGCACCGCUCAGUACCGCCCACUGAGCCCACUCCUCGGUCUCUGUCAGCACUGUCGGCCUAUCACAGCGGUGUGCUGACUCCGAUGAAGAUGCGUUCAGAGUCUCAGAGCACUCUGCGUCUGUAUAGUGGCAGCCCAACUCGCUCCGACAAAGACACCGUCUCCAUCUCCUCCUUUUAUUAUAAAGAACGGAAGCUCCCAGUCUCUGCCUCCCGACGCUGGUCUGUUCAAACCCUCCAUGACUGGCCGAAAUCCCGCCGGUUUAAGACGAAGCGAGAGGGGACGGACUACGUGAACCGUCCGAUCAAACUGGCCGGGAAAGUGAUCAUCCAGGAAAUCUCCUGUCUGCUGCCUGUCCACAAAGCUCUGGGAGAGAACUACAUUCUGAACAUGAACGACAUCCAGGAAACGUGUCAGAAGAACGCAGCUGCAGCGCUCGCAGUCGGACGCAGAGACGUAGCUAAGGUGUGGGCUCUGGCGUCUGCAGCCACCAGGCAGGACCUGAGUCCAGAUUCAGACCCAGACACAGAGACUCCCUGGGCCAGACACCCGUUUGGACGCCUCCUGCUGGAGACUCUCCUGGAUCACUACAGCCAGAUGAGUGAUGUUCAGACUCUGGCCAUGCUGUGCAGUGUGUUCAGGGCUCAGGCUCCGCCUCCAGACUCCUGCUCCCUGUAUGGACACCACCCAUCGCGCUCCGCCAUGUUCCCCCCACACCACUCACGAUACCCCAGCUACACCUCCAGCUCCCUCACCUCAGGCUCCUGCUCCAGCACCUCAGACUCCAUCACUACAACCACCUGGAACACAGGCCGAGACACUGAGCACACCAACCCCUGGGGUGAACCUUCUCCUGAUGACUAUCGCUAUGGAAACCAGGGUCACACUGAUCCACGGGAAAGAGAGCGGGAGCAACACGACAUGAACAAGAGACUGCUGGACCCUGCCAACACGCUGCAGUUUGAUGACUUUAAGAAGUGCUACGGUGAAAUCUUGUACCGCUGGGGCCUGAGGGAGAAAAAAGCUGAUGUGCUCAAGUUUGCCUCCUGUCCUCCUGAACCGCACAAAGGCAUCGAGUUCGGUGUAUACUGCUGUCACUGUCGCAGUCAGGCUCGUGGGACCCAGUGUGCUGUCUGUAAACGUCUGACUUUCCAGUGCGCCAUCUGUCACGUGGCCGUACGAGGCUCCUCCAACUUCUGCCUGAACUGUGGUCACGGGGGCCACACCAGUCACAUGAUGGAUUGGUUUCGCCGGCAGGACGAGUGUCCGGCCAGCCACUGUCUCCUGCAGAGCACCUUCUGAUGCGGUACAGAUGCUCCGCAAACAAAACCCGAUGCAUCUCCUGACAGAACAGGGGUCUGAUGUGUGACUGAUCUGAGCUUCCAUCGUGUGAUCGCAGACAUCUUUUAAAAAGCCCCAAUGCAGACAGUGACGUCAGCCGAUCCACAUUGAGAUCUCACAUCAGGUACUUGAGAAACUGGCAUCAGAUUUCCUGGGGACAUUGAAGGUCUCCAUGGGACAGCUGCCUCCUGACCGCCUCUCCUCUAGUGGUGCCCUCAGGACAAACAUGAAUGUCAUAGAGCCUGGCACUGGCGCACACAGCUUUUGUCUUUCAGGCAGCUGACCUGUUUAGCUGUCAGUCAUCCUAAAGAGUCGACAUCAUGAGGUUCAGGUGACCGUCACUGCCCUGACACUGAUGUUUGGUUACAGCACACACUAUGAAACUGGGGCUUUAUGUUCCUCAUGCAGUGACAUCAUGGGUACUGGAUAUAACCUCAUAUUGCCAAUGACUUGUUGCAGGGCACAAACAUUAUCACAGGACUGUUCUUAAAAACACUUGAACUAAAUGAAUAACUUGCUGAAUACACUGUCAAGAAAAGGGAGACUGUGUGCAUAGAUUAACUUGUACUGUACUGUAAAUAACAGUAAAAUAAGUUUGAGUUCAGUAAAAUACAGUUUAAGACCUAAAGAGAAAAAACACUUCAAAAUUUCACUAAAACUGCAAAGAUUAC